CGUUCUACUGAAAAUCUUGUGCUCGCCGCCGGUGACAGCGACCAAAGUCCUCGAGCAGGCAAAUCCCCACAUCCCCUCCCCUCUGACCAUGCGGAAGCAACUCGAUCCCCGCAUCCCCAUUCUCAUCAACAACAAUGUCAAGAAGAACCAUCGCUCGUUCAUAGUUCUUGUUGGGGACAAGGGCAGGGACCAGAUUGUCAACCUCCACUUUUUGCUAUCCCAAGCACGUGUAUCUGCUAGACCCAAUGUACUAUGGUGUUACAAAAAGGAGCUCGGCUUCACGACUCACCGCAAGAAGCGCGAGGCCAAAAUCAAAAGGGACGUCAAGCGGGGGAUCAGGGAGGCAAACGAUCAGGAUCCAUUUGAGAUCUUUGUCACCGUCACGGACAUCCGCUACACGUACUAUAAAGAGUCCCACAAAAUCCUCGGAAACACGUAUGGAAUGUGUAUCCUACAAGACUUCGAGGCUAUCACGCCCAAUCUGCUCGCACGAACGAUAGAGACAGUGGAGGGAGGAGGGUUGGUCGUUUUGCUGCUCAAGACCAUGACGUCCCUGCGUCAGCUAUAUACCAUGACCAUGGAUGUCCACUCUCGGUACCGCACCUCCUCGCACGACGCCAUCGUCGCUCGCUUCAACGAGCGUUUCAUCCUCUCCCUCGGCUCAUGCACAGACUGCAUCGUACUCGACGACGAAUUGAACGUGCUCCCCAUAUCACGUGGGAAGGACAUCACCCCCAUCGAAGAGGAGCGCGGGAAGGGCAAGGCCGACUCAGAGCUCAAGGAGCUUAAGGAGUCGCUCGCGGACAGCAAACCUAUCGGCGAGCUCGUCAAGCUCUCCAAGACGCUCGACCAGGCAAAGGCGAUCCUGACGUUCGUGGAGGCCAUCGCGGAGAAGACACUCUCGUCGACGGUCACGCUCACUGCCGCGCGUGGGCGGGGUAAGUCGGCGGCACUGGGUCUGGCCAUCGCAGCGGCGCUCGCCCACGGAUAUUCGAAUAUCUUCGUGACGAGUCCGAGUCCGGAGAAUCUGAAGACGUUGUUUGAGUUCAUCUUCAAGGGUAUGGACGCGCUGGGGUAUGAGGAGCACCUGGAUUACGAUAUUGCGCAGAGCACGAAUCCGGACUUCAACAAGGCAAUCGUGCGGGUUAACAUAUUCCGACAGCACCGACAGACCAUUCAGUACAUCCAACCUGAAGACGCCCAUGUGUUGGGCCAGGCCGAGCUCGUCAUCAUCGACGAGGCGGCCGCCAUCCCUCUUCCACUCGUGCGCAACCUCAUCGGACCAUACCUCGUGUUCAUGGCAUCCACAAUCAACGGCUACGAAGGCACAGGUCGCUCACUCUCCCUUAAACUCAUCCAACAACUGCGCGAGUCCACACGCCCAUCACUCACCAAGGAGCCCAACACUGCUGAGACCGCAGCAGCGACCGGCUCCACAUCCAAAAAGCCCGCGACGGAAGGCGCGACCGCCCGCGCGCGCACGUUGCGCGAGAUCAAGCUCGAGACGCCCAUCCGGUACGCGACAGGCGACAAGAUCGAAAAGUGGCUCAACUCGCUGUUAUGCCUCGACGCCACCAUCGCGCCCAAGGCGAGCCUGCAGGGGUGCCCGCACCCGUCCGCGUGCGAGCUGUUCUACGUCUCGCGCGACACGCUGUUCAGCUUCCACCCCGCGAGCGAGGCCUUCCUCCAGCGGCUCAUGGCGCUGUACGUCGCGUCACACUACAAGAACCAGCCGAACGACCUGCAGCUGCUCUCGGACGCGCCCGCGCACCACCUGUUCGUGCUGCUGCCCCCGAUCAAGGACGACGAGACGCACCUGCCGGAGCCGCUCGUAGUGCUGCAGGUCGCGCUCGAGGGCAACAUCAGCAAGGGCGCGAUCAUGGAGGGCCUCAGCCGCGGGAUGCGCGCGGGCGGGGAUAUGAUCGCGUGGCUGGUGGCGCAGCAGUUCCAGGAGAACCGGUUUGCGCAGCUGAGCGGGGCGAGGGUGGUGAGGAUUGCGACGCACCCGGAUUAUUCGAAUAUGGGGUACGGGAGCAAGGCGCUUAAGGCGCUCAAUGCGUUCUAUUCGGGAGAGUACUUUAGCUUGGACGAGAAGACGCGGAGGGAGCCGCAGUAUCCGGACGCUGCUGCAGUUGACUCAAACAUGGACCUGCUUACGGAUCUCCCUCAAAUACGCGCUGCGACGGCUAUGCCACCGCUGCUGCAACGAUUGUCAGAGCGCAAACCGGAGACGCUCGACUACUUGGGUGUGUCGUAUGGGCUGACUCCGCAGCUUCUGAAGUUCUGGAAGCGGGCCGGCUACGUCCCUCUGUACGUACGGCAAACGCAGAGCGAGCUAACAGGCGAGCACACAUGCCUUAUGGUCCGUGGGCUGAACAGCGCGUCGGAGGGUGAGCUGGAUUGGAUGAAUGAGUUUGCCAAAGACUUCCGAAGACGCUUCCUCACACUCCUCUCUUUCGCCUUCCGCACUUUCAACGCCUCUACCGCCCUCUCCGUCAUCGACGCCGCCUCCGCCCCCCUCGCUCCCUCCGACGCUUCCCCAAACCGUCUACUCGCCGCACCCGAACUGGGGAUAUUGAUGUCCCCAUUCGAUCUCAAACGCCUCGAAGCCUACGCAAACAACACGCUCGACUACCACGUCGUCUUGGACCUCCUCCCCGCUGUCUGCUCGCUGUACUUCGAGCGCCGCCUCGGCGAGGACGUCAAGCUCAGCGCGGCGCAGUCCGCGAUCCUCGUCGCGCUCGGCGCGCAGCGCAAGACGGUCGAGGAGGUCGAGAAGGAGCUCGGGUUGCCCGUUUCGCAGGCGCUCGCGCUGUUUGCGAAGACGGUUAGGAAGAUCAGUAAAAAGCUGAAUGAUAUUCAGAAGGAGGCGGUUGGUGCGGAUAUUCCUGUCGCUCCCACGACGUCUGCCUCUGGGCUAGCAACGUCGAGGGUGGACGGGAAGGAGGGUGAUGCGACGGAUUGGAAGCCAGUGCCGAUGAGUGUGGCGGAGGAGCUGGACGAGGCUGGGGACGAGGCGACGCGGGCGCUGAAGGAGAAGCAGAGAGCGAUGAUCGAUGCGCUAGAUAUGAGCAAGUACGCGAUCAACGACGCGAGCAAGGACUGGUCUAGCGCUGAAGCGCAGGUGGGGCGGAUAGUGAAGGGCGCGGUGGGUGCGUCGGUUGUGAGCGUGAAGAGCGCUGCCGCUUCGGGUGGCCAGAAACGAAAAGCGGACGGCGAUGGCGGGGACGGUGCUGGCGGUGGGGAGGGGAAGAAGGGCACGAGGAGGGGAAAAAAGACGAAGCGGUGACGAUGGCGACGAUAUCUGGUAUAGGGUUGUUGGUUAGUUCUCGGCUCCGUUUUCUCUUUAGGCUGUCUUACUGCUUUGUGCAAUUGACGUUUUGGCAUGCGUCUCUUGAACCAUGGUACCUCUUUCUGGGAACUCAUACGUUGGUCGGACACGAGGUGACACGCGCACUUUUCCGACGCCAUUGUCUGUUCCCCGUCAGAGGACCAGGUGCUGCGCAUGCAUCCUAUGAUCGCG
Molecule: messenger RNA, 3523 nt
Organism: Coniophora puteana RWD-64-598 SS2
Lineage: Eukaryota; Fungi; Basidiomycota; Agaricomycetes; Boletales; Coniophoraceae
Product: DUF699-domain-containing protein
Exons: 11
Coding region: 89-3289 (1066 amino acids)
Biological process (GO): rRNA acetylation involved in maturation of SSU-rRNA
Cellular component (GO): nucleolus; 90S preribosome
Molecular function (GO): ATP binding; 18S rRNA cytidine N-acetyltransferase activity; tRNA binding
Source: RefSeq, a predicted model, not a curated record